Aspergillus pseudoviridinutans is the source of this 339-nucleotide messenger RNA. RefSeq lists its product as uncharacterized. The record is from RefSeq and is a predicted model, not a curated record. The transcript has 2 exons. The coding region runs from base 1 to 339 and encodes 112 amino acids. Lineage: Eukaryota; Fungi; Ascomycota; Eurotiomycetes; Eurotiales; Aspergillaceae.
AUGCGGAGUUUCCGGGCCGUUUGGAGUCCACAGGCGGGGGUGGAGACUCAGGUAUCCAAUAAUGUGGGGUGGACUGGGGUCCAAGUUGGGCCGUUGCUUACCACAACCAAUCCUUCCCGGUUCAUUCAUUAUUUCUCCGGCGUUUUUAAGGUUCCUUCAUUGGCAGCUGGCGAUCCUAGGUUCCUGAACCAGUUAAAUGCGGAGGUCACCGGAAAUACCGGGGAGAUGUCGGGGAUGUCGCGGAAGCCGGGUAAGCCGGGAGGUUGGGAGAAGUCCGAGCAGAUUGAGAUUCCCACAUUGUUGACCAUGGCUAAAGCAAAGGAGGGAAGAUUGUUUUAG